Messenger RNA from Helicoverpa zea (corn earworm), 17470 nucleotides. RefSeq names its product histone-lysine N-methyltransferase 2C-like. NCBI's taxonomy places the organism in Eukaryota, Metazoa, Arthropoda, Insecta, Lepidoptera, Noctuidae. Gene Ontology annotation, biological process: positive regulation of transcription by RNA polymerase II. Gene Ontology annotation, molecular function: histone H3K4 methyltransferase activity; transcription coactivator activity; histone binding. The transcript has 51 exons. The record is from RefSeq and is a predicted model, not a curated record. Bases 160 to 15345 code for a protein of 5061 amino acids. Gene Ontology annotation, cellular component: nucleus; MLL3/4 complex.
ACUAUUAUGCGCUUCGUUUCGUUCGCAUUUCAGCGAGUCGUAUAAUUUUUCUGUUUUUGUGUUUUCAAUGUAAUUUUAAAUAGUAAAAUGAUUUUAUUACCGUCUAUAAGUUUUCUUUACUGAAUUUGACAAGUUUUGAGUCCAUCGCAAGGUCUUGCGAUGGACGUACAGGACGAUACAGUUUUGGACGUUGAUUUGUUAGCUGACGAUGGAUCCGAAGAAGAAGGCGAAGCCCCGCCGUCGUCAGAGUUCUACCCAGGACCUGGAUCAACACCAACAUCAUGUGCCUCAUCUCCUCGGGGGGAGGAGCCUGCCUCUCCUCAUGGAGGGGUGUCGCAGCCUGCCUUCUUUCACCAUCAGACAUACACUCGGCCGUUCUUCACAUCAGGCCGUAGGGGGCCAGGGCGUCCUAGGAAGGAAGGUCCUAAGUUGGUACGAGAAGGCAAGAUAGUCAGAAGAUAUAGAGGGGGGAAUGCAGGUUCUCUUAGAGGAGCUAAGCGGCACCGCGGUAGUCGCGACGACUCCCUUGAAGACAUGAUGGAUGACGAUGAUUUCUCUAUUCCACCCCUGCCUGAAGAACCACCUUAUAUGCCUGAAAAAUGGCCAGGGAAGGUGUGCGCUUUAUGCAAUUUGAGCGAACGAAGUCAGCUAGGUCAAGGCGAGAUGCGGCAGGUUUCAUGCAAACUCGGGGAAGGCGACGGCAGCACCACUCCUGGAAUAUCGAACUCCGGCGGCGCGACUCCUACCAAUGCUACCACACCAUCGAGCACUCCUAGCACCCCUGUGACUCCUGGGCUCGUGUCCCCGCCGCCUGAACUUGUGGACCCUAAUCAACAUCCUCUUGCGCUGCCUCUCAGUAGGCGCCAGAAAGCAUUCAAUAAGUGCAAGACACCUCUUUACAACAUGGAACAUACAGAUGAGUUAUCCAUCAUCGGGUACCCAGAGAUCUUGGAAUUAGCAGGGGUUGUAUCGUCAGGAGCAUUAUAUGUCCAUCGGUGUUGUCUUGAGUUCAGCCCGCCUUUCCAAGACCAAGUGUUUGCAGCUGCGAAUUCUGAUGAAGAUAAAGAGCAGUUGGAAGAGGCGAGGGUUAAGGGGAUUGUGACCGCCGCUCUGUCGAGGAAAUGUGCCUUUUGUAGCAGACAUGGUGCAAGCAUACCUUGUAAAAUGAGUUGCAGCAAAUAUUUUCACCUCCCAUGUGUACUUGCAUCUGGGGGUUUCAUGGAUUUCCAGAUCAAGUCUUCCUUUUGCAAGGACCACCUUUAUCAAGUGCCUCUUAUUUGUACCGCAGACAUAGACUGUAGGACGUGUAGAACUAUCGGCGACAUAGCUAACUUGAUGACGUGCGUCACUUGCGGCGCGCAUUACCACGGCACAUGUGUGGGACUCGCCCAGUUGCCGGGAGUUCGUUCCGGGUGGUCGUGUCGCGGCUGCCGCGUGUGUCAGGUGUGCCGCGGCGAGGCCAGCACGGCCGACGCGAGGGCCGUCACCUGUGAACAUUGCGAUAAGCUAUACCAUGCGACUUGUCUGCGGCCCGUCAUGGCGACCGUGCCUAAGUAUGGGUGGAAGUGUAAGUGCUGCCGCGUGUGCUCGGACUGCGGGUCGCGGUCUCCGGGCGCGGGCCCGUCGUCGCGCUGGCACGCGCACUACACCGUCUGCGACUCCUGCUACCAGCAGCGCAACAAGGGCUCCUGUUGUCCGCUCUGUCGCCGUGCUUACCGCGCCGCUGCCUAUAGAGAUAUGAUACGAUGUAUAUUGUGUAAAAGAUACGUACACGGAAUGUGCGAUCCGGACGCGGAACCACAGCAAUACAGACAGAAGAAAGAAUUGAAUCCAUCAUAUGAAUACAGCUGUCCAAUUUGUAAGGCACAGAUGCAUCUAACCGGUUCCAAGUCUGGAUCUUUCGACGAAGAUACGGUAGCGUCAACAUCUCAGGAUUCGUCGUUCGGCGAUGAGAACUCGCAGCAAGAGCAGGAUCCUCUUGCGAUUGAACCAAAACCGGACGUGGGUCUGGGCAAGGGUAAACCAUUCACGGUGUCAGCAAAAGUGGCGAAGAAGAAGAUUGGAGGAUACAAACUAAAGGGCGGGUUCCCUCCGGCGGGUAAACUGGGUUUCCAGAAACGUCAGCGAUCAGUUCUGGACUUCGGAAGGAAGAGGGGUUCUAAACCAAAGAUGAGGGGAGUGUUUGGAGUACCAGGUCUUGGGCUGCAAAGACCCCAGGCUCCUGAUAAUAAAGCGCCUGAAGAUGAUCCAGGUGUGGAAAAUAAAUUAGUGUUGUGUUCGAGUAAAGACAAGUUCGUACUAACGCAAGAUCUGUGCGUGAUGUGCGGCGCUAUAGGGACGGACUCGGAAGGGUGCCUUAUAGCCUGUGCUCAGUGCGGGCAGACGUAUCAUCCUUAUUGUGUUAAUAUUAAGGUAUCUCAAGUGAUCGUGACGCAAGGCUGGCGCUGCCUGGACUGCACCGUGUGCGAGGGCUGCGGGGCCCGGGGCGACGAGACAUUACUGCUGCUGUGCGACGACUGCGACACCACGUGGCACACGUACUGCGCCCGGCCGCCGCUCGCCGACGUGCCGCGCGGGCCCUGGCGCUGCGAGCGCUGUCGCCGCUGCCUCACGUGCGGCACGCGCCAGACGCUGGCCUGGUGCGACAACUACACAGAAUGUGCCCCUUGUGCAUCACUGGUGAUGUGCUGCGUGUGCUCGGAGCCGUACUCCGACGGCGAGCUGAUCAUCCAGUGCGAGGGCUGCCGGCGUUGGCUGCACGCCUCCUGCGACUCCAUCCGCAGCGAGAGUGACGCUGAAGUGUGCUGUCGGGCUGGCUAUAAAUGUGUACUAUGCCGUGGCCGCGAGCUGCCACCACCUCACCUUGCGCGAGCCAUCGAGAACGGCUCAGCCACGGCCAGUGCGAUCUGCAACCCCGUGGCCUCGCGCCCAGUGCCCAGGCCCACGCCCCAGUCCCUCGGCCUCGCGGGCGAGUACUACGUAGACGACGUCUGCCUCUCGCAGCGCGGGGCACAUCAUAUGAAGCAGUUGGAGGCCGAGAUGGGUAUCACGCACACGAGGCGUAAGCGUCGCUUCAAGAAUGAUAACACUGAGAAAGACGCAGAAAUAAUGGCAUCUAUUGAAACAGUGGUUCAGAAUGCAGACGUCGAGAUGGGAGAUGACUCCAAGCCUGACAGCACGGCUGAAGUUAAAGACGAACCAGGAGUACCAAACACGAAUUUCAAGGAAGGCAUCCUAUGGAACGUCGCCAACGACGGGCCUCCUCCCGAAGGCUUCACCAUCUAUACCACAGACUCAGGGUUAACCGUACUGCGCAGAAAGAGGCAGAGGAAUUUGAACAAGCUCGGUAUUGGUGGCUUUGUGGUACGGCAGAGACAAACCACGGCUAAAGCUCAAGCUGAUGAAGAGAAAGAUGGAGAUGGGACUCAAGCUUCUGGAGAAUCACCGAGUAAUAAGCGCAAACCGCGUCGUAAGCCUCGAUCUAAGCUGAUGGAGCAGUUUCCAUCAUACAUGCAAGAAGCAUUCUUUGGGAAAGAACUGCUGGAGCCAACUAAAGCAGCCGUUUCGUCAACUGCGAAUCCUGCAGAAAGUCCAGGCGGUUCCCUCCGACCAGCUACACCGGAAGGGUACCGAGAGCUGCGGGACUUCAAGUGGGACCUGGACAACUCAGACAGCGACGGCGAAGAUGUACUCGCCGCGCUAACUAGCUUUAAUGAUCAUGAUACUUCGGUUAUUAUAGCGCUGAAUUCGGACGAAGCCGAAAUCCUCAAGUCCCUAAAACCGAAAGACGAGAAAGAAGACUCAUCAGCCGCCACCAACUCAGAUGGCACAGUGAAGAUAAAGACAGAAACUGAUGAUGGACAGCUAAAGCAUACGGAAGACUCCACGGCUUUGAAGAACGCGAUACUUGGUCCUCAGCCCGCUGAGGCGGAACAACCGCCCACUGUGGCUACUGAGAGCAUACCUACCGUGCAUAGUACGAAGACUGAGACUAUUAGCAGUGAAACUGGUGGUUCAUCUCAAGCAUCGACAAUAUCGCCGAAAGACGACCUUUCCCUGUUGGGCGUGAGUUUAGACGCGAUGGUUCGCGACGGACUGCCCGACAUGGACAGCAAUGACGUCGAUGAAAUAUUCAAAGGAGUACUCACUGAUGAUUCGCAGGAAUCACAAGAGUCGUCGGUAUCGUACGUGAACUCUAUGGCGAGCACGCCGUACUCUCAGCAGAGGCAGCAGCUGCAGAGCCCCAUGGAAUAUACAUCGCCUUAUCCUGAAUUCGGAGGCAGCAGCAGUAACAGUGCAAUGAGUCCACUGUUCUCUGAGAGCGGCAGCGGCAGCACGGCCUGGCCCGACACUGCGCAAGCACAGCCGCCGUCUUACAACCAGCGCAGUGCUGAUAAAAUGCGAGCUGAUGAGAGUCUAGGUUCAGCGGCGACAAUAUCAGCGGUCUUAUACGCCAACACGAACCACCCAGAAUGGAAAACCGAGUUUCCAAACUGGGUGGAUCGCUGCAAACAAAUCCUGAAGAAAUGGCGGGCGUUACCGUCCGAUCAGAAAGCGCCGUACUUACAACGCGCUAGAGACAACCGCAGCGCUAUACGUAUGAAGAAAGCCCAACAGAGCUCGAGUAGCGGCGCGGGCGAGGCAGAGAGCAGCGCAGCGCCGGGCGGCGCGGCCAGCCCCGCGGCCGCCCCCCCUCCGAGCGCGCUGGCGGGCCCCGGGGAGCAAGAACGCGCGUGCAACCAACAGCGCAGUGCGAGGGAGGCUGAACAAGAGAGGCAGUGGAAACAUCUGCAGCAGCAACGACAGCAACAGACGCAGCAGCAACAGCAAAUUAUACAUGAUCAGAGGAUGCAAGAAGACGGUCCACUAACCGGCACGUACGUCCUCCCGAAAGCAGCCAUGCAGCGGUUACGCGCUCCGGACGGCAGCUCGCCGCCGGGAGCCGGGGCCCCCGGGCAACUGGGAGCCCCGGGACAGCUUGGGGCUCCGCAGCUUGGGGCCCCGCCGCAGUCGCCCGCGCCACCCGCUGAAGCGCCCCGUAGCGCCUUCCCUGCACAACGCUUCCCGCUGCACUACGGGAACAAUGAUGAUAUUAACAGACAGCUUAGAGAUUUGCUGCAAAGGAACCCGGAGAAAAUGUGGACAGGACAACACGAAGGAUCAUCGCCGGCCGCAGGUGUGGGUGAAGGGCAGCCGUUCCGCCAGCCCCUGCCGGUGACGCUGCGAGCGCGGGCGCCGCUCAUGCACACCAACAGACCUGACCAUCACUUGAUCAUGCAACAGCGUUUAGUGUCGGCAGAGAACAGUCAACUGCAACAAGCAGUACCUAAUCCCGCCCAACAAAUGGUGGAGCAAAAACAAAACGUCAUACAGAAUAACGCUCCCAGCAAUGAAAACAAGCAGGAGUCCAACCAAGAACAGGGUACCGAUGAGAUGGAUAUGGGCGAUAUGGACAAACUUGAACAAGAUGGCGCCAAUAUCGGAGAGGUGGGCGACAUCCUAACAGGUCUAGGCGGGGAAGACGACGAAGAGUUGUUCGAGACACUAACAGCAGAGAUAGGGGAACAGUUCAAUAUUCUAGAGUACGCAGACCCGGAGUUAGCAGCGCUCAAUGAUACGGAACAUAUACUGGACGGCUUGGAGUUAGCUGAUGAUGGCAUGCCGGAGAGACAUGCGAAGAGAGAGCCUGAGGAUGAACACGAACAAGCACAAGACAACAAAAUGUACAACGACUUACAAAAGGCCGUCAAGAACAUAGAAUCGAAAGCCGAAGUGAAGUCGGAACUCGAAGACGUGAAGCCGGACGUCAAGCUGGAAGCCCCGGCGACGCCCGCGCCGCAGCCCAUGUACAACGAUCCCGUGCAAAGAGUUAUUACGCAGAAUCAACAGAUGGCGUUGCAGAAUGCAAUGCAAGCCAUCAAAUCGGAGGUUAAGCUAGAAAACGAAGACAAGCCCCGGCCUGUGUUCACGCAAAUGUUCACCAACGCGCCACAGCGGCUUCAACUGCAUCAUCCGCAACAGCGUCCUCAACAAUUCGGACAGCCGGGCCAACAGGUGAUGGGUCAACAAGUUGUGCAGAGACCGCAAGUGCAGUUCACUGCUGCGCAACACAUGCAUUAUGCACAGGGAGGUAACGCGGGUCCCACGGGUAUCCCCGCGAGUGCGGCCAGCAUCGUGUCCGCCAUGACAGCGCAGGUCAACGCGGCGCUGGCGGCGGGCCGCAACAUCGCGGCCGGCACGCGGCUGGUCGCGGCCGACGGCUCGGUCGGCGUGGUCCGCGCUGACCGCACUGUGGCGCUCGCACAUCUGCCUUAUGCUGCAACAGUGCAAGGCGGGCAGGUGGGGCAAGUACAAACAGGCGCUGUACCGGCGGGCGGGGCCAGGCCUCCGCCCCCGCCCCCCUACCCCGGCACUCUGCGCCAGCCGCAGCCGCCGCCGCCGCCCUACCCACAGAACGUAAACCAGGAGCAACCGUUGCUUCUCGAGGAGCUCCUGGAGCAGGAGAAGCGGGAACAGGAGCGCGAGGGGGGCGAGUGGGCGGCGCCCGGGGCCGCGCCCGCGCCCGCGCCGCCCCCCGCCGCCGCGCCCGCCAUCCCGCUGUACCUGGGCGUGGCGCCGGCGGCCCCGCCCGCGCCGCCCGAGCGCCCGGUCACGGAGGCGGAGCACCACGCGCGGCUGCUGUACGAGCAGUGGCUGAAGCAGUACAACGCCUUCGCCGCCGACCAGCAGCGCCACUACGAGGUCGAGGUUCAGAAGCUUCGCAAGAUCCGCAAGUCGCUGAACAGCAAGCAACGGCAGUUGCGCAAGUCUGGCAACGAGCUACUGCCUAACGACGCGGCUGAACUACAGCGCGUAUCUACUGAACAGCAGGCGCUACAGAAGCAUCUCGAGGCUGCGCGCAAGCAAGCUCGUCAGCACAGCAUGCUGAUACAGGAAUACGAGACCAAACAGCGCCAGCAAAACCCUCAACUGGCCCAACAAAGUGUCAUUAACCAACAACAAAUAACGUCCAAUCAGACUGUAUUCGCUCAGAACCAGAACAUGAACCAAGGCCAACAGGUGCAACAGCAGGCCACGAUCAACCGGCCGAUGCAACUUGGCCUCCAAGGAGCCACAAUACAGCAACAACAAAUAAUACGUACUCAACAAACCGUGAUUGGUGCUGAUGGUCAGCCAAUAUCCCAGCAAAGGAUAGGCUUGGUGACUUCACCUUUGAAUACACAGGGCAGAUUAUUGCAAGGUGGUCGUACUCUUGUGAUUGAGCAGUCAGGUGCUCCCCAACAGCAACUAGUUAGACAGUUAUCAGGGGUCCAGGAGAGGCCUCAGUCUGUUGGAGGAAUGGUCCAAUUCGGUCAGCAGCAGAUGGCGGGAGUGAGAGGCUCCAUGCAACAAGGGCCACAGACGCCGAGAACUCCUGGUGCUCGACCAGCGAUGUCUCCUCUCCACGUGCAGUCGCCACAUUCUCAGUCUCCACUGCACUCUCUGGCGCCACAAUCUCCGCUGCAUCACUUGACAUCACCGAUGCAAUCGCCAUUGCACUCUCAGCAGUCUCCCUUACACCACACGUCUCAAUCGCCACUGCAUCCAUCGACGCAAUCCCCUCUUCAUACGCAACAGUCACCUUUGCACUCACAACAGUCGCCAAUGCAUGUACAACAGACCAACAUGCCGCAACAGUCGCCGAUGCAUCCUCAACAGUCGCCGAUGCACCAAUCUCCGAUGCAUCCGCAGCAAUCACCGAUGCAUCAGCAGUCGCCGAUGCAUCCUCAACAAUCUCCUAUGCAUCAGCAGUCUCCGAUGCACGCGCAACAGACUCAGAUGUCGCAACACUCGCCAAUGCCGCAACAAUCGCCGAUGCACUCGCAGCAGUCGCCGAUGCAUAUGCAACAGUCGCCGAUGCAUACACAACAGUCUCCGAUGCAAACUUCGAUGUCGCCGCAACACUUCUUGCAACAACUGCAAGCUCAGAGGACUAGUCCUCAACUGCCGACGCCCAGUCGGAGUCCUCAGAUAUAUCAACAAUCACAAAUUCAAAGUCCAGUGGCUUCACAUUCGCCGCAAAUGCAAAAUGUUGACUACGGAACGGGGAGAUUCUCUCGACCUGCUCCCGGCUGUUCCCCUCUGCCAACUAGAUUCGCUAGACCGCCACAUCACCAACAAGGUAUAAGAGUUGGCGGUCCUUUCGGUGGUCGACAACAGACUUCACCUCUCGGAAGCCCACAGCCUCUACCGUCGCCCGGCAAUCCGGCUAACGAGAUGGCUCGUCAACAAAUGCUACAACGCCAACAAUACAGUCCUAUGGGCGGGGCUCCCGCUUCGCCAUCAGUAGCUCGUUCACCCCACGUGGCUCGUACUCCAACACCAUCCGCCUCCCCGGCAGCCUCGCCCGCACCGGGCGGCAUGCACGAGCAUGGUGGAGGCAUGCACGGCCCCCAUGCACCGGGCAUGCAUGACCACGGCGGAGGCUUACACGGACCCCACGCGCCCGCGCCAAUACCACCCGGAUACAGGUAUUUCAAACCUGGUCUAUUCGGAGGUGCACCCGGAUGGCCGCCUAGAGAAGAAGAUAGGCGUCGACCCGCGCAUCUAACUAAAGUAUCAAUACUUAAACGCCGUACACCACCACGACCACGUAUGUUAGGUACAGCGGCUACUCAUCAUACUGAUAGAGAGGAAACCGACCCUACUGCGUCCCCUACUUCAGCUGACGCUCGAAGCUACGUAGUAUACACACCUGAUGCCUUAGAAUAUGGACCACGCACUUCCCGCAGCGACGAACCACGAUCAUCACUAACUCGGUCCGAUGACGAUGACGAUGUUGAAGAACUCGUAGAACAUUUAGAUGAUGAUGACAUAGUACUUGUCGAACCUGAUGCGAUCUCGCCAGAGGAACGUAUCGCUACUGAGGAAGACUUUGAAGAGCUGAUAGAUAGUGGUAAGCCUGAUGAUGAAACUGAAGACGAGACGGCUGAAAGGGCGCCGACACGUACUGAAACUACCACUAAGACUGUGGCUGUGAUUAGUUUAUCUACAGGAAAACAACCAGCUAGCGUACAGCAAUAUAAAAUCCUUAAGCCGGGCACUGGUUCCCGCGCUCGCUUGCCUUUACUAAGUGCGACAAUGCUUUCACCGCACACUAACACUAAGAUACUUGACGAGGUAUCGCAGGCGACUGUAGCCUCCGUCUCGAUAGCCAACCAAACUAUUUCUGUUCCCGUACUGAAGAAUCUAUCAGUACCCAUCGCAAGCGUGGCCAGUCAUGUAAGCGGAGUCGGGAAAACGCAGAUGAAGAAAGUUCCAUUGAAUUUGACUAAUCCACCGCUCACGAUCAACAUGUCGACUCCACCGCUCUCCAAGCCAAUAAGCUCAGUUAUAAGUGUAAUAUCGUCGAACGUACCAAAAGUAGCUAAUGUAAACCCACCUCGAGUACCAGUCUCGAUAUUGACACAACACCAAGUGAAACAAAAAAUUGUUAAAACUAUCGAGAAACCAAUGAUGCUUGCAUUAUCUAACUCCAAGCUAUCAAGUUUGUCGGUAACUCAUGACGCAACUCUACCGGCUAAGAUAUUCCAAGAUGACGCAGCAUCACCUGACAGUACUGUGUCAUCUGAAAAUAAUCCGGAGAAAGAUAUUAUUACCAACCCCAUGACAUCGACGUCACAACAGUUGACAUCACUGACCGCUCAGGGCUCAUCGCAAAUGGAUCAGAGACCUGGGAUAUUUAAGGAGCCAAACAAGGAUAUUGACAUAGAAAGUGAAAUCAGUCAGCAGACAGAACUCCCGCAUACGUUGUGUCUUAGCGAUAGAACGCCAUUAUUACUAGGAAAGGCUGACAUAAAGAGUCCUGAUCCAAUUCCAGAGAAAAUUCCUGAUAAUAUUAUGGAGGGCGACGAUGAGGAUAAACCAGAGGAUAACAUACAGACAAACUUGCUACUUUCUUACAAUAAGAGCAUUUCUGAGCCACCGCCGCCGCCUCCGAUGUCUGAGAGCAAACCAGAAGAGAAUGUGGUCAAAACAAUAAAAGCGAUUGCUAACCAAACUAAAGAGAUGGUUAUAGACUCAAACAUGCAGAUUACCUCGGACAUGGCGCAAGAUUCCGUGCAAAUAUCUAUUCCUUCACCGACGCCGUCUCAAGAGCGGUAUUUAAAUGACAUUACAAUGCAGGAACACCACGAGACCGCAGAGAAUACGAAACACGUGGAGACAUUCGAAGACAUGCUCCAUAUUCUUGAAAACAUUGGCGAUGAAACCAAAACUUAUGGAAUGAAACAGCAAAAUCCUAAACCUGGUAAUCAAAGUGUCCAAAACCCUAAUGUCAGUACUCCAAAACCAGAACAAAAGGAAAGCCAGGAUAAUUCAGGUUUUACGAAGCGAGAGCCAGAGAGACUAGCGCUGCAGUCAGCGACUGUACCUCAACUGUCGCCGCUCUCGCAACCCGCCGAGCUAACCUCAAACAUGGUGAAUGUAUCGCAACAGAUUAGAACAAUCAUGUCAUCACUUAACCCCAACACGUCUAAAGUGGACACACAACCCGUCAUGAGGAAAAACAGUGACGCCACAACACCAACACAAGUGAAUUUUGAAAACUUGCUACCUUCUUCCAAGGUUGAGGUGGCAGCGUCUAGGCCAUCGCCUAUACAAAGAAUUGAUAGUAAACCCAUCACAUCUAUACCCAGCUCCGAGAGUUUGCCCAUGAGUGCCGCGCAGGCUAUCGGCUCUCGAGUUAACACGCUCUCAUCGAUCGGACAAAUGCGCAAGUCACCCAAUGUCUCGCCCAUUAACUCCCCGGUCGGCAUACAAAACUCACUAAUGAAAUCUCCCGCACAGAUGAUCUCGAAUCAGUCGUUCUCACCCAUGGAUGACGCCGGACCUACCUCGGUCGCUUCUCAAAUAAUUCAAAUGCCAGCUCUCUCGAAAAUACAUAGUUCUACGGCAGCUGCUACUAUGAUACACUCGAAUAACACAAUCACUACCAGUAUGAGUGGGUUCCAAAAGAAUCAAUCGUCACUGCCAACUAGCAUACUAGGUCACACGUUACUACAACCUACAAGACAAAUAAAUACUAGUAAUCUACCGUUCAGUCAGCAAAGCAUAAGUUCUAGUCAGCCGCCAGCUCUAGUCAUGACCUCUAGACCAAUGAUGGGUAACAAGGAGCCAGCUCCGAACGUUACUGUGCGUACGCAUAGCAUUGUUAGUUCAGGGAUCAAUCAGAUACCCGUCAAGCCUGCUCCGCCCGGCUCCAUCAACUUCAUCACGUCAUCGAAACUGCUACACACGCAACUAACCUCACCUCUAAAGAGAUCUAAGUCCACAGACGAGCCAAAGAGUGAAGUUAUCGUGGGGCAUAUUCAACCCACGAAAAGGCAUAGCGUUGAAGCCGUAGUAGUAAAAUCAGAGCCGAUGGAGACAGAUGAGCCAGCCACUUCUACAACUACUACGACAGAUGCAUCAAAUAAACACAAUGUGCAACAGACUACAGCCAACCAGAAGAAUGAUGAGUCUCAGAACGUGUUGCUGAAGCAACUGCUUCAAACCACCACUGCCGCGGCUACAGUUGUCCCUCAACGUACACUGACCAUACAGAGAACUGCGCCAGCAUUGGGCACCAUACCGUCUCUAGAAGCUCAGCUGGCAAGACCUUCAAUACCGCCACCAACAUUAGCUCUGACGCCAGAAGUAGAAAUACCAAAGAACUCCCCACGACAUAAUAUAAUGACUAGUAGCGUUGUGAACUCGCCGUUCAACACCCGGCCCAUUCAAACUAUUCCUACGUCCUCGAUAUCCCCACUGACACAAACGUCGACGCAAUCCUUGAUGGAUGUUCGCAAGCCGCCUAUUAAGAUGAUGAGCAAAGAGGAGACCACUCCUAUACCAGAAAGCUCACCCACUAUGAAAACUAUGCAAAUGUAUCCAAUGAGUAUUGAGAAUCAGCAGCUACAACAAGCUAUAAAGAAAGAAAUUGCUCCUCCUCAACAAAGUCCUGUGCACAGGCCGUUUACUCCUAUGGAUGUAAAGAAAGAGUUACUAGACGAAAGCUCUCAGCAGUCCGCGACUUCUGGAGUUUCAACCGCGUCUGAUCAGGGCAAGCUUGACCAGCCUAUGAAAGAAGAAUUCACGGAGAAUGUCAAUAUGGAUGCGGCCUCAGAAGCCAAUGCUCCCGAGACUCCAUCGGAAGCCAAGAAGCGUAAACGUCGUGAAUAUCAACAAAAGAAACGAAAACAAAUACAAAUGAAUAUGAAAGCUGCCGCUGAAAACAACUUGAAUGCAGCUAAUGCUAAGAAGAGACCGCGCAAGGGCUCCCGAUAUGAGGAAGACUACGAUACGUUUAUUGACAACCUCAUGACACAGUUACGUUUACUGCCAGCAAUGCAAAUACAAGAACCCGCUCUAACUACAAACUUUGCAGUUUGCCCACUAUUCGGGUCUGGAGACUUGACAAAAUUAAAAAAUAAAGACUACGAUCUAUUAAAAGGCGACUUAGUUGGCGAAUUCGGUAAUGCAAAAAUACCUAACGUUGGAGAUUACUACAACACGAAACCGUUUGGAGAAGAGGAACCUCUGCCUGAGAAACCACCAGCGUCCACUCAGAGAGGUUUCUAUGACCAAGAGUUCCAGCCUAUUCUAUUUGAUGAUGACCCAGAGGAUAAGAAAUUGGACUUCAUCUGUAAAGAGAGAGAUACGGACACGCCUGAUAGCAUUGUUAGCUGCUCUAGUCCUGAAUGCCUCGAAACGGAACCUCCCAACCGUUUCCCUGGUCUCAAACUCAUUGAUGAUGAAGAAGAGGAUGAAGAUAGUGACUCUGCUUCUGGACGUAUUUCACCUAUAAUACCUAUUAUUGCACCAGUACCCAUCAGAGUGAAACCGGUGUCAUUAUAUCAGUCGAAAGAUGACGACGAGAAUUCGAAAGCGCUUAAGACUCUCGACACUGAUGCCGCUAAAGUUAAGGGCGGAGAUUCACCUGGUAGUACCGAAACAAAUGAAAAUGUCACCGUCACGCUCACCCUCACGUCUGGAGCUGCUGAAGAUAUUCUUGGCGUACUCAAAGAGCUCGCCGGAAUCUUACACAUUCCGCCACCUACGUCGUAUCAAAUCAUAGAAAGGACUGCAACUCCACCAUCACAUAAGCUUGGUCUCUACAGGUCCAAGGGUAAGGAUGGCAAAGAGGGAACGCCUAUUGACAUCCAAAGUAUACUUAACGGAGCGGCCAAAUUCUGUCGUCAUUGUGACGUUGUCAUCCUCGAUUCAGUCGUAAGAGCUAAAGCAUCCGAGUUCCCAUUACUCUCCGCUAAUAAGGGUAAUGCCGAAGAAAUUCUCUGUGAUAGUGAUUCAGAGUUAUACUUCUGUAGCACACAAUGUUACGAGAGCUUUGCAUGGCGUCCUACUAACAUCAUUCUUGAUGGAAAAGCUAAGACUGCUGUCAAGGAAGAUACGAAGUCUGAAGUCGAUACCAACUUGUCUAAGGACCGAGAUGAUUUCGACACAGCAUCCACGGAAAGUAUGGAGACUGACGAUUUAGAUAUAAAGCCAGACAUUAAAGACGAGAAAAUGGAUUUGUCGUUCAUGGACUCUUUAGAUAACGACGAACUGAUGAAGGAGGUUGGUGAUGACGUCAGCGCGCUCGAUGAAGACCUGAAGAGUGAGCAAGAUGACAAGAGUAACCAAAGUACCGAGAGGGAGAAAUACAGAGGAGUACGCUACAAGGCGUGGUCGCCGGGUUGUAUUGGCCCGCCUGUGAAGUACAAGCGCCCGACUGACAGAGAGCUCACUGAGCUAGUGUUCCGAACUGGCGUCGCUAUAAUGCCCGUCACAAAUGAAGACGCAAGACGGUGUGAGUUGUGUGGUAUCCAAGGCGACGGUGUCGCGGACGGCGUGUCACGUCUACUGAACUGUGACGUGAACCGCUGGGUGCACUUAAACUGCGCUCUGUGGUCUGAAGGCGUGUACGAGACCGUGAGCGGCGCUCUCAUGAACGUAGAAACGGCAUUAGCAGCUGGUUCGAAUGCCACGUGUGCCGUGUGCCGUCGACUCGGCGCAACUGUGCGAUGCUUCAAAGUACGCUGUGGCAGUGUCUACCAUCUCGGCUGCGCGGUCAAAGACAACUGCGUCUUCUAUAAGAACAAGACUGCUUUCUGCGCGUCACAUGCUCCCAAGAAUGAAAAAGACAACGAGCUUACGACCCUCAGCGUACAGCGUCGUGUGUACAUCUCUCGUGACGAACAACGUCAAGUGGCAUCAGUCAUGCUGCAUUCUGAUACGAACCAUCUCAUCAGAGUGGGAGGACUCAUAUUUCUGAGCCCUGGACAUCUGUUGCCGCAUCAGCUCGCGGCAUUCCAUACGCCGAAUUACAUCUACCCUAUUGGGUACAAAAUUGUCCGUUUCUACUGGUCGAUGUCCCGCGCGAACUGCCGCUGCCGCUACCUGUGCUGGAUCUCGGAGGAGGCGGGGCGGCCGCGCUUCCACGUGCGCGCGCAGGACGAGCCGCGCAACGAGUGCGCCGCCGCCACGCCACGCGCCGCCUGGGCUAAUGUAUUAGACGCCGUAGCGGCAUUACGCGAAGGACGCCCUGAAGAAGGAGUACUGAAACUGUGGCCCAACUAUGUGACUGGAGAAGAUCUGUUCGGUUUGACUGAACCAGCUGUCGUCAGAGUACUCGAGAGUUUGCCUGGCAUAGAGACGCUGACGGACUACCGCUUCAAGUUCGGUCGGUCAGCGCUACUGGAAGGCGGGCUGGCCGUGAACCCGUCGGGCUGCGCGCGCAGCGAGGCGCGGGCGCGGGCCGCGUGGCGCCGCCCCACGCGCAGCCUGCUGCCCGCCGCGCCCGCGCCGCCGCCCAUGCCCGACCACCCCGCCUGCCCCUACUCCAAGCAGUUCGUGCACACCAAGAGCUCGCAGUACAAGAAGAUGAAGAGCGAGUGGCGGAACAACGUCUACCUCGCCAGGUCUAAAAUCCAGGGGUUGGGUUUGUACGCCGCCCGGGACUUGGAGAAACAUACCAUGGUCAUCGAGUACAUCGGGGAGAUUAUACGCUCCGAGCUAUCGGAGAUACGGGAGAAACAAUAUGAAGCUAAGAACCGCGGCAUCUACAUGUUCCGGCUGGACGAGCGGCGCGUGGUGGACGCGACGCUGUCGGGCGGGCUCGCUCGCUACAUCAACCACUCGUGCCAGCCCAACUGCGUCGCCGAGACCGUCGAGGUCGACCGACAUCUGCGCAUCAUCAUAUUCGCCAAGCGACGCAUCGCGCGCGGGGAAGAGUUGGCAUACGACUACAAAUUCGACAUAGAAGACGACGCUCAUAAAAUAAUGUGCAUGUGCGGCGCGCCCAACUGCCGCAAGUGGAUGAACUGAACACCGAACCCGCACCACUGUCGUCACCACCUGCACCGGAGACUGAACCCACACAUACACGCCCAGUGUGCACUCGCACCGUUGGAUAUUCAUGUCUAAAUGUAAAUACUGUAGCACAUUUACCUCUACACAUUGAUAUACAACCAUACUCGGUUUUAAUUUAGCGUAGGAAAGGCUAUGAUACCUAGUUUUAUGUACCAAAGUGAUUGUACUACAUGUAAGUAAAUAAAUCAUUAUUAUUAGACUUAUUUAAACGAUUCACUCUGUUUAAGCUGAUGUGUGAUCUACGAAUAAGACAAUAUCAACAGACUUACCGGUAAUCUUCAUUUUUAUAACUAUUAUAUUUAACUGUCGCGGUAAUCAAUCGGAUCGGAAACCUUUUUUUGUAAAUAAUAUUAAAUCAAUAUAAAAAGUUGUUAUUGAAUUUUAAAUGUUUUAGAUGUGGACGUUUUACGAGAGUAGAGUAGAAUAAGUGUAUAAUUUUAUUAUGUUAUGUGUAUUUUAUGGAUGUUUUGUGUCGCUGUUUUAAAUGAUUUUAUUAAUUAACAUUUAUUUGAGAAGUAUCGCACCUAGAUCGUCACAGGCAAUCAAUACUUGCGUAUACUCACCGUAUACUUGUAAAUCUCAGCAGUGACUAAUUGUUAGGUUAAGUUACCAAAUAGACGAGUCUGCAUUUAGUAUGCAUAGAGCACAAUUUAUUUAGCGAUAUUAAUAUCCUCUUUAUUAGAAAUUAUCGAGGGCCCAGUGUUAGGUAGAUGAACGCGUUUCAUGAACAGGGUAGUAAUAUAAUUUCUAAUGGAGCGGCACGAGACGCCACGAUGUGCCUGACCCGUUGUUGUUGAACUCCGUAGCUUAGAUCUGCGGAACACAUCGCGCCUUCCGACGGUGGACGAACUUUAAUGUAUACUGUUGCCUGUUUGUAUGUAUGAGUGUCUGCGUGCGUACUUUUAUUCACAUGGUUUAUCGCAUACUGCUCAGCAGGACAAGUGUUAGGAGAAGGGUUCAUAUAUAUUUUCGAGAGAAGACAUGACAUUUAGUGAUGAAAUUAUUUUACGAAUAUUUACUCAAAGUAAUGGUUUAUACAUAGUGCCACCGUCUCAAAUAAAUGGUGUGAAUAAAACAACGUGCACAUAUAGUAGUUAGUGUAAUUAUUUAUGUAAUAAAUUUAAUGAAUAGUCCCAAAUGUGAUAUUACCUCACAUAAUUUCGCGUGAACUUCACUAUGUAGUGGCCAUUAUAACCUACUAGGUUAGCUUGUUGCGUUACCGCUACGCUCGUGCGCGUACGACGUCUGUAGAGUAUCAGGAAUCUACCGAGGCGCUUGUAAGAUCUGGUUAUAGAGAAAUAUUAUAUAAUGUAUGUAUGUAGCACAAGGAAUUAUGUAACGCAGGUCGCCGUCUACCAAUGUUAUAAAUUCAUGCAAUGUAAUUUUAAGUGUUAAAUGUGCAAUAUCAUAUCUUGAGUACAGAUUGUAAAUAUGACUAGCGCAGUGAUGAACAUUUGAACAUGUAAUCAUGGAAUAGAUAUGUUUUAUGCAUUGUUUGUAAUCAGUUAUACACCACUCAUCAAAUGUUUCCAUCGAUUUUAUUUAAAGCAUUCCCAUACAUUAUGCACUAAAGUUUGACUCAAAUUAUUAUUUUCAUGAGAGAACAUUUUGAAAGUUGUAAAAUUAUGUACUUUAGUAAUAUUCUAUACAUUAGUAUUUUUAUUGCAUUAUUUUCCUAUAAUUAAAAUUUUAAUUAGUAUAAAACAGUUUUUAUUUGUUGUUACACAAUCGAUCUCAACCUGUAAACCAUGCCCAAAGAUUUUUUCAUUUUUAGAUUUUUUCCAUAUCAUCAGGGAUUUUAUGGAUAAAAUAAAACAGCGAGUUAUUUCAUAUAAAUUUUAUUACAAACUUUCUUUUACUUAAACUGCAAAUAAUAUACCAAAGAACAUUGUCUAAGUAAAGCUGGAGAGCCAGCACACGUUGAUCGCAACUGAGUUAUUGGAAACGGCUUGUCUAGCGAGGCGACCAUCGCGCGAACAGGCGUGUCUCGAACUUCACGUCAAUUGACUAAUGGAAACACACCAGAAAACAUCGUUACAAAUUCCUUUCACUGAUGUAAUAUUUUAAAAUCUGAUCGAAA